Gigantopelta aegis is the source of this 1906-nucleotide messenger RNA. RefSeq lists its product as uncharacterized. The record is from RefSeq and is a predicted model, not a curated record. The coding region runs from base 312 to 1574 and encodes 420 amino acids. The transcript has a single exon. NCBI's taxonomy places the organism in Eukaryota, Metazoa, Mollusca, Gastropoda, Neomphalida, Peltospiridae.
UAUAACAAAACGUGGAUCGGUUGGUACAAUCCGAUUACAUCCGAUAAUCGAUGAUGGAAUUCUAACCGAUUCCCAUCACUAGGGCUAAUUGCUCUAAGCAAUAUACACUUAAAUGUAAGUGAUAACACUGUCUUUCUCUUUUACAGUUUGACUGUAGUGUCCUACUCUUGCUGGAUGAUGAAGAACUGUCUGAUUAUUUGCCUUUAUAUGGAGAUAGGCUUGCUGCAAAGAACUUUGCUCGUAUUCAAGUAGGGGAAUUAAAUUCCGAAAAGGCAACGCGUAAAGUACAUUUAAGAAAUCUACGUGCAAAAAUGCACAAACGAUCACCAGCAUCCGACGACGACGAUCGUUAUGGACCCUCUACAUCGACCAAGUGGACAGGAAACAAAAGUGCUUCAAAGACUACUAGGUGUGUGGAACUAGGAUGGGUGCAUUUGGAUGAGUGUAAUCAUCAGUACAAACAGGUUCGGUCAAAAACUGGGGGAGGAAUACGACAUUUCAAGGUGUCCAAAACUAUUACAGCUGGAGAACUUCUUGACAUAGCUAAACAGCUGUUUUUCCUGGAUGGCAAGUCCAGCAGAGGUCAAAUGGAUGAAUUUAAUGUUAAUAUCAGAGACUUUAAGCACGAUGUUGUCGAUACCCUCACCACAGUUGACAGCAUGUACCAAUGCACUAAAGUGAGAUUGCUUCGUCUCUACAUGAGUACAUGUUGCAAAAAGGACUCACUGGACAUCGCCGAUGAUUCAUCUAAUGAUGAACUUCCAGCACUAUCAGUUGCACCUUCAGAUGAAACCACAGAGGUAAAACUGCCAGCACUAUCAAUUGCACUUUCAGAUGAGACUACAUAUAUCAAUACUAUUAUCGAUGGUCCGAUAGGAAACGAACAUCCUUUAGAAUCAUCAGACAUGCUUGAAAAUAGCACCAGUGACGUUGACAUUAAUUUCCAACAAUUUCCCAGUACCUCAAACGAAGAACUAGAUGCUACAUUGCCCUAUUCUACAGAGCACAUGGCAGGUAACACAAUGAGACUUCAUCGAGGCAACUGCCUCAUGGAAAUGAUAUCACAUUUCAAGGACCCGACAGUACUUUCAACUGAAAUCACUGCGAUCAUGAUUCUUCCAAAUGGCAACGAAGAAUUGGGAUAUGGUGAUGGAAUGUUUAGAGAUUGUCUGACGGAGUUCUGGACAGACUUUUAUGAAAAUUGUUGUGAUGGCAAUGAAAUGAAAGUUCCUGUCAUCAGGCAUGAUUUUCAGCACGAAGAAUGGAAAGCAGUUAGCCGUAUAAUAUACAAAGGAUGGAUUCAGGCAAACUAUUUUCCAAUCCACAUGGUACCAAACGUUAUAGAAAUGGCUAUGUUUGGUACGAGUACUACUGACCUCAUAGAUUCAUUUCUGGACACUCUACCAGCAGAAGACAAGACUACUCUGAACAUGGCGAUGACCAACUUCUCAUCAGAGGAUGUGAAUGACCUGAUAGAAGUUUUAGACAAUUAUAAAUGCAGAACACAUCCGACAAGACAAUUUGAGGAAACUUGUACAGGAACUUGCCCACAAGGAACUCAUUCAGAAACCUAAGUACAUAAUAGACUGCUGGUCAAAAGUCCUGGAAGACAUGGGCAAGGUUCUCAGUCCCGAAGACUUACAGAAAUUGUAUGUGGAAUUGGUACCAACUAAUCGGAAAGUAUGCAAGAUACUUGUACCGCCGAAUGUUAUGUCUGAAUCGGAGAUGGAGACAGUGAACCACCUAAGAUGAUUUGUACGUGAAAUGAGUCCAUCUACAUUAAAGCAAUUCCUGAGAUUCACAACGGGUUCAAAUUUAAUGCUGCAAACGCCCAAUGUCAUUACCAUAACAUUUGCCAAACGAACUGGACUUGGCCGAUGCCCAGUGGCACACACGUGUGGUCGAG